Molecule: messenger RNA, 2390 nt
Organism: Manihot esculenta (cassava)
Lineage: Eukaryota; Viridiplantae; Streptophyta; Magnoliopsida; Malpighiales; Euphorbiaceae
Product: RNA-binding protein BRN1
Exons: 8
Coding region: 977-2122 (381 amino acids)
Cellular component (GO): nucleus; ribonucleoprotein complex; cytoplasm
Molecular function (GO): mRNA binding
Source: RefSeq, a predicted model, not a curated record
AGCUUUAUUUACUUGUUUAUACAUUUUAUUCUUUAUUAUCUUCCACAUUGUAGAUUUAAAGUUGGUAGGUUUUAUCAAGAAAUAAUUAUCGAGUAUUCGCUAAUAAUGGUUAUUUAUGACAAUUUCAUACUGUAGUUUAGUGGUGAGGUAGAGAAAAGUACUAGGGUAAAAGGAAUUCUUUCUGUAUUGUUUGCUAUAUAGCCACAUAUUAUUUACUGCAUGACAUAACAUGAUAAAUUAGCGAUGCUGGUAAUUAUUUGGUUAGCUGGAAAUUUCAAAGUCAAUAAUGCGGCAAAAAGUUAAGUCUCUAACUAUGAAGCUGUUUUCCUGUAAUUUGGCAAACAACUCACAAAGAUAUCUUAGUCACUCUUGCAUCUAGUUGCAUAGCUUACAUGAAAUAGGCAGUUUUAGGAUGUGUAGGACAGUUAAUUACUGUGAGGUUCAGGCUCCCAUUUCCCAUUCACAUGGGUAGUGUGGUAGUCUGCUAAUUGCUUGUCAGAAGAUUUUGUUAAAGGAGUCACAAGAUUAGAAUUUUGAUUUGUGAAAAUGCAUAUUCAUGAUUCGCAUGUAGAAAAACUCUCUUUGAAAGAUUUGGUGGUCAGGAGACUAAUUUUUAUGAUCAGGGUGCAGCCUAUCAAAAAGUAUGACGAUUUAAAUUCCAUUCAUGAUUAAUUAAUACAUAAAGAAAAACUACUCCUUGAAAUUUUUUAUUAUCGAAAUAAGUUGUGAUGGAAUUGAAGAAUUGUUUGGAUGCUUUAAAUGCUUUAAAUUUGGUUUUAAUGCCACUGACUACAAAAUCAAGUUUACAAUUUUAAUGAAGAAUCGAAUGGAUCCUUCUUAGUUUGUGAACAUGUUGUCGUCUAAUGUUUUUAGUUUGAAAUCAUCCUGUCAGCUUAGCUUAGGUGGUCAGCAAGAUGUUUUUUGGUAGAUAGUACAGGCUGAAGUUAUAGUGAUCAUCUUUUGCAUCAAAAGGGGGAUGGUGAAAAGAGGCCCUCAGUUUGACCAACAAAAGUCACUAUUAAUGCAUGAUUUGUCCCCAAAUACAUCACAAAUGCAUUAUAAGGCAUCUAGUCCGUUGCAAGUGAAGUAUGCAGAUGGCGAGUUGGAAAGGCUAGAACACAAGCUCUUUGUUGGUAUGCUUCCAAAAAAUGUUUCUGAAGCUGAGUUAUCUGAGUUAUUCUCUAAAUAUGGAACUAUAAAAGACUUACAAAUUCUAAGAGGUUCACAACAGACAAGCAAAGGGUGUGCUUUUUUGAAGUAUGAGACUAAAGAACAAGCCCUUGCUGCCCUGGCAGCUGUCAAUGGAAAGCACAAAAUGGAGGGUUCAAGUGUUCCUUUGGUUGUCAAAUGGGCAGAUACAGAAAAGGAAAGGCUGGCUCGGAGGGCUCAGAAAGCACAAUCUCAGGUGUCUAGCCUGCCAACUGUUGAUUCACAACAUCCUUCAUUAUUUGGAGCCUUGCCAAUGGGGUACGUUCCCCCUUAUAAUGCAUAUGGAUAUCAGACUCCUGGAACUUAUGGAAUUAUGCCAUACCGCUUGCCCCCUUUGCAGAAUCAACCUGCUUUUCAUAGUAUGCUUCCUCCAGUUAAUCAAGGAAACGCAUUGCAUGGUGGAAUCAGACCUGAGCUUGCCCCUGCUAUGGGUCCUAGAAAUUAUGCAAUGCCUCCAGCCAGUUAUGUUGGCUCUGCUUAUCCUGCAAUGCCAGGUGUUCAGUAUCCCAUGGCAUAUCCUGGAGGAAUGCCAAGUCACCAGCCUUUGAGUGGGUCACCUAGUACUGUACCAGCUGCAGUUACAAGCAGUAAUUCUGCAAUGUCUUCAAGUGUCAGUUCAAGUUCUGGUGGUCAAAUAGAAGGUCCGCCUGGUGCUAAUCUUUUCAUAUAUCACAUACCUCAAGAAUUUGGUGACCGGGAACUUGCCAAUGCUUUUCAGCCAUAUGGUAAAGUGUUAAGUGCUAAGGUAUUUGUAGAUAAAGCAACUGGUGUUAGCAAAUGUUUCGGAUUUGUUAGUUAUGACUCACCAGCAGCAGCACAAAUGGCUAUUAAUAUGAUGAAUGGAUGCCAAUUAGGCGGUAAGAAAUUAAAAGUUCAGGUUAAGAGGGACAAUAAACAGAGUAAACCUUAUUGAUCAGAAGGUGAGUCAUGGAAGCAAGCUGAAUUCUAUGUGAUUGUGGUCGCAUGCUAACCUGGAUAUAUGGGAGUGACCGCAAUAUCAGCACUUUGGGAUGGAUCAAUUAUCUGGGUUUGUGUAUAUUCCAUCCAUGUAAUUGCUUCGUGGGAUUGAAAUUCCCAAAACUUGUAAUUCACGGUGCAUUCUACGCCGGUAAAAUUUGUAAUUUGUGUACCAUGGAAAUUCUUUAGAGAUCAAUUAUUAAUUUUUUGAUUUUUCCCUCUUC